Tribolium castaneum (red flour beetle) is the source of this 755-nucleotide messenger RNA. RefSeq lists its product as uncharacterized. NCBI's taxonomy places the organism in Eukaryota, Metazoa, Arthropoda, Insecta, Coleoptera, Tenebrionidae. The coding region runs from base 134 to 604 and encodes 156 amino acids. Gene Ontology annotation, cellular component: plasma membrane. The record is from RefSeq and is a predicted model, not a curated record. Gene Ontology annotation, biological process: positive regulation of plasminogen activation. The transcript is spliced from 4 exons.
AUUGUUCUAAUCGUUCUAAUUCGUCACGUUUUUACAUGUUUGCUGUCACGCUGCGUUGUGGAGAGUUUGGUUUUACCCCCAGAAGAUCAAUAAAAUUUACAACCUCCAGACGUCGUGCAACAAAUCCGCCAAAAUGGGAAAUUAUUUCACCGUCAACAUGGAAGAGAAUUUCAAGCGCAAUCAAGACUUUAUCACCGAAAUGAACACCAUUAAAAUCGAGCGUCAGGUACAAAUCAGGAAACAAAUGCGGGACCGUCUGGUGGCGCUGGAAAUAGCGAAGGCUCGUGAACUGUUUUUCUGGUACGGCUCGUUCUAUUUGCUCAGCCUUGCGGGAGCAAUAGUGGGUUACAGAAGCUUGCCUUAUAAGAGAAAACUGAUAUCGUUGCUUCCGAUGGUGCCCCUGACCUUCGUGGUGGCGUAUCAAGCCGAUCUGGCUUACGGCAACAAAAUUCACCGAAUUUUGGUCGAAGCUGAACAUAUAAUGCAGUUUGAGCAGGAGCUUCUAGCCUUACCUUUGGGGAUUCCCACAGCGGCGUCAAUUGACUUGGGGAGGAUGCAAAAGGACGAAUCAAAGAAGUUGCAUCCUUUGCUACCACAAACAUAAUCAGUGUCAAGCGUGGUUGCAGUUUUCGAAUUUUCUGAAUCGUCAGUUCACUGUUGCCAGUUUGGCCUUUCUAACUUCUUGAAAUGAAAUUUCCUGUCAAUUUUCCGGUGAUCACUGUUGAAGGUUAAUAAAACAUCACUAAAAAUAAUAA